Molecule: messenger RNA, 6015 nt
Organism: Fusarium odoratissimum NRRL 54006
Lineage: Eukaryota; Fungi; Ascomycota; Sordariomycetes; Hypocreales; Nectriaceae
Exons: 1
Coding region: 290-5779 (1829 amino acids)
Cellular component (GO): mitochondrion
Molecular function (GO): ATP binding; methylcrotonoyl-CoA carboxylase activity; urea carboxylase activity
Source: RefSeq, a predicted model, not a curated record
CUUGAUCACAGAGGUGUUGUUGUGUUAUCAGUGAACAUGAAAUCGUUCGGCUUCUUGAUCCUCGAGGCUAUGCAAGUUUACGAAUCAAGGAAAUUCGAACCCGUUGAGACGAUUCCGCAGUGUUACCUUCAGGCUCAUCCGACUUGAUCUGUGUCGAGAAAUUAGUAUAAAUAUUGCUAUUCUGUUGUGCAAGAAACUGCUUCGAUAAACAGCAGUGUCGUUCUUACCUUGCGCUUAUAACCUCCCCUAGCUUCCUUUGAAGAUCGUGUUCCUUUAUCCCCCAGACACCAUGACUGAACUUGAUACUGCCAUCAACGGCGUGGAAGGUCUUCCAAACGGCAGUACGGAUUCAUUCCCCCUGACAAUUUCCCAGUGGAGAUCUGCCCAGAUUCGUGGAGAUGGCAUCGAACGACUCCUCUCCCUCAUUUCAAUCGAGAGAGCAGCAAAUCCUACAACCAAUGCCUGGAUCUCUUUAGCUUCUUCUGAACAAAUCAAAGCCCAGUGGACAAGCCUUCAGACCUUGUGCGCUGAUUCCACGUCCCUCCCCUUGUAUGGAGUCCCCUUUGCUGCAAAAGAUAACAUCAAUGCCGAAGGUUUCAUCACCACCGCUGCAUGCCCAGCAUUCAGCUCUUCCCCAGCUACUUCAGACGCUACAGUCGUUGCGAAGCUCAAAGCCGCUGGAGCAAUCCUCAUCGGAAAGACGAAUCUCGACCAAUUCGCUACUGGCCUGGUUGGUACGAGAUCGCCAUACGGUGCUGUCCCGAACUCCUUCGAUCCCAGUCGUGUCAGCGGAGGUUCCAGCUCUGGAAGUGCUGUUGUUGUUGCUCGUGGAAUUGUGCCCUUCUCUCUUGGUACGGAUACGGCAGGUUCAGGUCGAGUUCCAGCGGGGUUCAACAACAUCGUGGGAUUGAAGCCGACUCGUGGUGCGUUAAGCACUCAUGGCGUACUUCCGGCAUGCAAAUCUCUCGAUUGUGUGUCCAUAUUCACUCUUACGGUUGGCGAUGCAGAGACAGUUCUAUCUGUCGCCGAAGGAUAUGACAUCCAUGAUGCAUAUUCGAGAGAGCGGCCUGACCCCGAUAUUGCUCCCUAUAACGAGUUCGGAGGGUCAGCAAGUCUCACUAAGCUCUCUCUUGCAAUAUGUGCCUCUCCAGACUGGUUUGGUCGAGACGGCCAUUCUCCAGCAUAUGACAAGGCUCUUGCCAAAGCAGAAGCCUUGGGAUGGAGUCUCGUUCCAGUAGACUUCUCCCUCCUCUUUCGACUUGCGCGGCUCUUGUAUAACGGUCCUUGGGUUGCCGAGCGGUACGAAGCCAUCCGGGGCUUUAUCGAGAAUGCCGCUGCCAAAGAAAUGGAUCCUGUCGUGCGAAAGAUUAUCAUCAGAGCCCAAUCCCUCUCAGCAGCGGACGUUUUUGAGGGUGAGUACCUUCGACAGGAACUCACACGUCAAAUUGAGCGGGAAUUCGCUCGGUUUGAUGGUCUCUUGGUACCCACGUCUCCGACAUUCCCCACGCUGGGUGAGCUUGUCAAGAACCCGGUCGAGGAGAACUCGAUUCUGGGCACUUAUACCAAUUUCGUGAACUUUCUGGACUGGUCGGCGCUCUCUAUCCCUGCAGGCUUUAGACCAGAUGGGCUUCCAUUUGGUGUGACGCUGAUCUCGACUCGUUGGCAAGAGCCGUUUCUCCUGUCUUGGGCUCGUGAGUGGUUUGGUGACGAAGAAAGGUUGUUAGGUGCGACUGGUGUAAGAGCUCGCGAGUCUCGCAUUGCAGCAUCGUCGGUCCCGUCUAAUUACAUCCCCAUUGCUGUGGUUGGUGCGCACCUCACUGGCUUUCCUCUCAACAAGGAUGUAUUGACUCGUGGAGGAAGGUUCUUGGGUGUCACAAAGACAUCGUCGUCUUAUCGGCUAUACUCGCUGAACAUAGCAGCCGGCCCCAAGAAGCCAGGUCUGAAGCGAGUGCCCACCGACGAAGGUGCAGAAAUUGAGGUUGAAGUCUGGAACCUGCCCAAGACCUCCCUCGCGAGCUUCAUGCUCACAAUAACUCCUCCGCUAGCAAUCGGCUCGAUCGAACUCAAAGAUGGGUCUUGGGUAAAGGGGUUCGUGUGCGAGCCUUGUGGAUUCGAUGAAGCUGUUGACAUCACCAGCCACGGCGGCUGGCGAGUUUAUCACGCUUUUCUCGAGAAGGGGUCCAAGUUUUUGACAAACGGGGUUCGUAAGAGUACUAUCUCGACAAUUCUUGUAGCCAAUCGUGGCGAAAUCGCGGUUCGUAUAAUCGAGACGAUACACAAAAUGGGUCUUCGAGCUGUUGCCAUCUACUCUGAGAUAGACGCAGAUGCCGCACACGUUAGCAAAGCUGAUCUUGCCCUCAAGCUUGAAGGUUCUUCAGUAUCUGAGACGUAUCUGGAUAUGGAGCAGAUACUGAAGUUGGCUGUUCAAUCUUCAGCUGAUGCCAUCAUCCCUGGCUAUGGCUUCCUCUCUGAGAAUGCCGAGUUUGCUACUGCUGUUGAAGAGAGAGACAUGAUAUGGAUUGGACCAACACCACAGCAAAUGGCUGAUCUCGGGUUGAAACAUCGUGCCCGUGCUAUUGCAGUCGAAGCAGGUGUUCCCACUGUUCCUGGGUGCGACACCCUCCUCACAUCACUGGAAGAAGCUCUCAAGGAAGGCGAGCGAAUUGGGUUCCCCUUGAUGCUGAAGAGUACUGCUGGUGGCGGCGGCAUUGGUCUAAGCUACUGCAAAGACAGGCAGAGCCUGGCCACAACGUUCGAGGGCGUUCAACGGCAAGCGGAAGCUAAUUUCGGCAACGGAGGCGUUUUCAUCGAACGGUUCAUCCAACGGGCUCGUCACGUUGAAGUCCAAGUCCUCGGAGACGGUACAGGUCGUGUAAUUUCUGCUGGCGAACGGGACUGCUCUCUACAACGGCGCCAUCAGAAGGUUGUUGAAGAAAGCCCCGCGAUAUUGGUCCCUGAGUCAAUUCGGGCGGAAAUGCGAGCGGCUGCAAUUCGCCUCGCUUCGUCGGUCAAGUAUCGCAAUGUCGGCACAGUCGAGUUCAUCUAUGAUAUCGAUUCGAGCGAGUUCUACUUCCUGGAAGUGAAUACUCGGUUGCAAGUUGAGCAUCCUGUGACUGAGUCAGUAACUGGCCUGGAUCUUGUGGAGUGUAUGAUCAAUGUUGCCGAUGGAAACGCAACUCACCUGUUCGAUACGGAGCUCAAAGUGUCUGGUGCUUCGAUUGAGGUCCGUGUAUACGCUGAGAGCCCCCUUCAGUCUUUCCGCCCCUGCGCUGGUCGUAUCACUGCUCUUGAGUUCCCCCCUUCUCUUCGAGUAGAUACCUGGAUUCAACUUGGCAUUGAGAUCACGACGGCUUUCGAUCCCCUCGUGGCCAAGCUCAUCGCCUUGGGGUCCGAUCGUGAAGAGGCUAUCGAGAACUUAGCCAAAGGCCUUGCAGCCACUCGUAUCGAAGGCGUACAAACCAAUCUCGAAUAUCUUCGCCAGAUUAUAGCGUCUCCCAUGUUCAAGUCCGGCGACUAUACGACGAAAUCUUUGGACUCCUUCCAGUUCCAAUCCUCCUCUUUUGAAGUCCUUCAGCCUGGGGCUUUGACCACGGUUCAAGACUACCCCGGCCGUACUGGAUAUUGGAACAUCGGUAUCCCUCCUGGGGGCCCGAUGGAUUCUUACUCCUUUCGACUGGCGAAUCGUCUCGUGGACAACCCUUCAGACGCCGCUGGGCUAGAAUGUACUCUGGGAGGCCCAUCUUUGAAGUUCCAUUGUGAUGCUGUGAUUGCCGCCGUUGGUGGUGUUGCGCAAGUUACAAUCGACGAUGUGACUGUUUCAAUGAACCAAGCCAUUGGUGUCGAAGCAGGUCAGAUACUAAGCAUUGGGGUCGUUGAGCAUGGCCAUCGUGUAUAUCUUGCUAUUCGGGGAGGAAUUGAAGUCCCAGUCGUGAUGGGCAGUCGAGCGACUUUCGAACUUGGAAAGCUGGGAGGCUUUGGCGGUCGUAAGCUCCAGGCGCGUGAUAUCCUAGCCGCCGGUCCUGCAGAUGCUUCCGUCAGUGAGGCUCAAGCUAUAUCGCCAGUGCCUGUGCCAACUCACCCCAAGGCCUUAUGGACCAUCAGAGUCAUCCCCGGUCCUCACGGAGCCCCAGACUACUUCACCCCUGAAAGCGUCAGGGCGUUGUACCUCAGCAACUGGAAGGUUCAUCACAACAGUAACCGCCUUGGUGUUCGUCUUACUGGCCCCCAACCAGAAUGGUCUCGCAAAAGCGGCGGUGAAGCCGGCUUACAUCCUUCCAAUAUCCAUGACGCUCCGUACUCGAUAGGUAGCGUUAGCUUCACUGGAGAUGAAGCUGUCGUUCUUGGGUGCGAUGGCCCGAGUCUCGGUGGAUUCGUGGUGCUGUGCGUGGUGUGCUCUGCGGAUCUGUGGAAGAUGGGACAGGUUCGGCCUGGGGAUACGAUUCGUUUCGAUCCCGUUGAUGUUGCGACUGCGAUUGGGUUAGAAAAGGAUCUUGAUAAAGCCAUUGAGACGCUCUCACCUCUUGAAGCUUUAGAGGGAAUUCCGUCUGAUGAGGCAGCUCUGGUACAGAAGUUGGGAAGAAUUCCCGCCGCCGUCGGUACCAUCAAACAUGACGGCCAAAGGGUCACGGUCCGCCAAGCAGGAGACCGGGCAUUUCUGUUGGAGUUUGGAGAUGCUUCCGCUUUCAAUCUUCGUCACAACUUCGAGAUAUCGGCAUUCUGCGAGAACCAUGAGAAGAAACCCAUUCCUGGCGUUGAGGAACUCACCCCAGGCGUCUUCAGCCUCCACGUCACCUACACUCGCGACCUGUCCCCAGAAUUGAUGCUAUCACGCUUAGCAGAUCAUAUCCGCUCGUACAAAGUCCCCUCGCAAGUCCCCUCAAGAAGCGUUCGUCUUCCCAUCGCGUUCGACGAUAGUAUCAGCCGCGCCGCCAUCGAGCGAUAUACAGCAACAAUUCGUCCAAAUGCACCCUGGCUUCCCAGCAACAUCGACUUCCUCCAAAAGCUCAACGGUAUCUCUGAUCUUACCGAGGUUUUGAGUGCCGCAGAAUUCGUGGUCCUUGGACUAGGGGAUGUGUUCAUGGGCUCCCCAUGUGCAAUCCCCUUGGAUCCACGUCAUCGCCUGUUCGGAACAAAGUACAAUCCUUCGCGCUCUUUCACGCCUCGCGGCGCUGUUGGUAUCGGGGGCCAGUAUAUGUGUAUCUACGCGACGGAUUCGCCUGGCGGGUAUCAGCUUGUCGGACGAACAGUUGAGAUCUGGGAUGCUGACCUCGUUGACACUGAGGCUUGGUUCUUUCGGCGGUUUGACAGGAUUUCGUUUUAUCCCGUCACUGAAGCGGCGCUGGACGGAACAGCGAGGUCUGAGCUCGUUCAGAUCAGUGAUGGUGUUCUUGAUCUCGAACAGUACGAGGCGUGGCUUACGAUGAACAAAGACGACAUCGCCGCCGCCGCAGAUCAGCAAGCAAGUGCCAUUUCCAACGCGCCCUUUGUCGAUGAAUUGGUCCUUCCGUAUCAAGUCGAGCCUGUUGUCAAUGGGCACAGCCCGAGUCUGGAUAGUUCGGAUCUUCGUGGUGAACGAGUGAAGGCGACGAUGCCGGGUCGAUGUUACAAGGUCAUGGUGAAAGAAGGGAGCGUUGUAGAAAAGGGAGAUGUUCUGGUUUGUAUUGAGUCGAGUAAGAUGGAAGUUGAGAUUCGCAGUCCUGUCGGCGGAAAAUGCGUGGCUGUUUUGGUGCAGGCGGGGGAUUUGAUUGACGUGGAGGAUGACCUGGUAGUCGUUGAAUGAGCGAGAAUCAUACUUCAGUGGGAGUACUGUCUGUUGAGGCGAUGAUCAGAGAUUCCGCAGUCACUAAGUUUUUAACAUGAGCGUCAAGCAUUCGAUUGGGCAAGAAACCUAGACUUAGGACCUCUAUCCUAGGUUAAGUGCAAAUUUACAAGGCCUUUAGACUAGACUUUACUAAGUGCACGAGUUUAUGAGUGUCAGGAUAGGAGUCAAGAUGAGUUUCAAGUGUUUGGUUGAGC